Molecule: messenger RNA, 1935 nt
Organism: Rhopalosiphum padi (bird cherry-oat aphid)
Lineage: Eukaryota; Metazoa; Arthropoda; Insecta; Hemiptera; Aphididae
Product: UDP-glucosyltransferase 2-like
Exons: 5
Coding region: 396-1925 (509 amino acids)
Molecular function (GO): UDP-glycosyltransferase activity
Source: RefSeq, a predicted model, not a curated record
UAUAAAAUAAAUUCAUAUAAGUUAUACUCAUACACGCAAUGUUGUAUAGUUGAUUUUAUAAAUGUAAUAAUAUUAUGUUAAUUUCAUUCUAACUAAUUUAUAUUUCAUAGAUAUUAAAAUUAAGUGUUAAGUACUCUGAGUGCUUGUAUUAAAUUAUAUCAAAUUGUAUUUGAAGUGAAGUUUUUUUACACGUUCAUUUUUUCUAUUUUUCUAUUUCAUUUUCUAUUUUAAAUUUAAAAAUAAAUUGUUGAACAACAGCAUGUGAAUUAUAAAUAAAAAUAUUUUAAAGUAACAGCAGUCCGCUUGAAAGGCAGAACUAGAGUUCUGGUAUAGUUUAGGAACAAUUUCGAAUCACAGGUCGUCCUACAGGAAUAAUUAGCGCCUUGCUGCAAACAAUGACCUCGCGCUUUAGAGUCGUAUUGAUUGCGUUUUACGUAUGUCAAGCACUACAACCGCAGCGAAACCAGUGGAAGUCGGUAGGAGCAGCGAACAUUCUUGCGGUGCAUACGAUCCACAGCAACAGCCAUUGGAACCUAAUGCGGGGAGUUCUGAGGGCGCUGACCGACCGCGGCCACACCGUGACAGUGUUUACACCGAUCGUGGAUGGUGACCGGGACGGUUACACGGAAGUGGACAUUUCCGGUGACUCAGAGGUGAGGGUCGGGUUGAACGCAUCACAGGUGACAAGUUGUCAGUCCACGCAAACGAUUAUGACUCACAUUGCUAGCUCGUCACGAAUUAACUGCGAUAUAAUAUUCGACCACCCAAGAAUGCGAGAAAUCUUGGACGACCACCAGCCGCGGAUAUUCGACGCGGUGGUCGCCGAGGUGCUCGAGUUGGAUUGCGUGUCGUACGCGGCGACCGUUCUACGUGUACCCUCCAUAUACGUUGUCCCGCCACCCAUCGUCACGUAUACGGAGCGUUCGUUUUUCGGGCACGUCCCCAACCCAGCGACUGUCUCUAACUUGUUGUUCUGGCGCGGAGUUCCAAAAACGUUUGUCGACCGUUUUUCCAACACUCUGCAAACGGUUUGCGGUUCAUGGUUGUUGUGGAGCGAAGAACAAAGGCUCCGGAAAUCGGACCCGCGACCAUUCGACGCCGUAGAACCGACGAGACCGUCGUUGAUUUUCACCAACACGCAUUUCAUCACCGAACCUUCCAGGCCACUGCCUCCAGACGUUGUGCAAAUUGGUGGCAUACAUCUGACCCCGCCAGGAUCGAUACCGAAGGAUAUUUUAGAAUUUAUUGACGAUGCUCCACAUGGCGUGAUUUACUUCACGUUUGGUUCAUUGGUUUCAAUGUCGUCGUUACCGGAAAAGGUUCUGAUCGCAUUUCGAGAAUCAUUUUCUCAAAUUCCACAGAAGGUGCUGUGGAAAUACGAAGGCGAUAUGAAAGACAAACCGAAGAAUGUGAUGACGCGUAAAUGGUUUCCACAACGCGACAUACUUUUGCACCCCAAUGUAAAAAUGUUUAUCAGUCAUGGUGGAAUAUCGGGAGUGUACGAAACUGUGGACGCAGGUGUCCCUGUACUUGGAUUUCCGUUUUUCUACGAUCAACCGAGAAAUAUUGGCAAUCUAGUUGACGCCGGAAUGGCGAUUUCUAUGGACCUUUAUUCUGUAACUAAAGACAUGUUAUUAGACGCAAUUUUACAAAUUAUCAACGAUGAGAAGUAUCGGAAAAACGCUAAAAUCGCUUCUGAACGGUUUAAAGACCGACCCAUGUCACCUGCGGACUCAGUAGUUUACUGGACUGAGUACGUCUUACGUCAUAACGGCGCGCCACAUUUAAAAUCUUAUGCUCUAAAUCUGACGUGGUAUCAGUAUUUUUUGGUUGACGUAAUUAGCACAAUUUUUUUCAUUGCGUUUAUCGUUUUGUUAAUAAUUUAUUAUUGCUUAAAAAUUAUUUAUAAAUAUAAAAGCAAAUAGUAAAGCAAAA